AACACCAUCCGUGUCAACCCUUCUCACGUAUUUGACGAGCCGCGCUCUAUUCAUUAGGACCAGCUUCAUUUUGGUACCGAUACACGUAACGUAAUCAUCCUUUAGAAUGUGGCCCGUCAUAACCGCGCUUGAAGCGUCGAAGCUGCUUUCUCUCUCGGUAUAUCCAUCACGAAUAUCCAUCGUGAAGUGGCAGCAAAGUAUAAAUGGAAUCUACGAGGUGGGAUACGCGAUAUCCUUGGUAGCUCUCUUGCUUUCCUUAGGAAUUCUCACGUACUUUCGAUCUCUCAGAUGCGCACGGAUUACACUGCACAUGAAUCUAUUCACGUCGUUCGCGUUCAACAAUGCUUUGUGGCUGAUCUGGUACAGGUUCAUAGUAGCAAAUACGGAUCUACUACUUAAUAAUGGCAUAUUUUGUCGCAUUUUGCACGUAGUCCUUCAUUACUUUCUAUUAACAAACUACGCUUGGAUGCUCUGCGAAGGCUUCUAUCUGCAUACGUUACUAGUGAGUGCAUUCACUAGCGAGCACAAAUUAGUGAAUUGGCUGAUGGGACUCGGAUGGCCAAUGCCAGCUGUAAUCGUCAUCUUAUAUACAGCUUUACGUGCAUCCAGUGACGAUCCUGCAGACACUGAGCAGUGCUGGAUCAAUGAGGGCAAUUAUAUAAACGUACUGGUUUAUCCCGUAUGCGUUUCCACUUUGUUGAAUCUACUUUUCCUGUUUAAUAUCGUACGAGUUCUUCUCAUGAAGUUACGUGGCGGUCCUGCCAUUGGAACGCGCCCUUCACGAUCUAUGCAGCAAGCUUUCAGGGCCACGUUACUUUUAGUGCCCCUCCUGGGCCUUCACUAUUUAGUAAUUCCAUUUCGGCCGCCAAAAAAUCAUCCUUGGGAGAAUUUUUACGAGGUCCUUUCAUCAAUCACCGCUUCUUUCCAGGGUCUCUGUGUCGCUGUGCUUUUUUGCUUUUGCAACGGCGAGGUAAUAGCGCAAUUCAAGAGAAAGUGGGAUGGCAGCGUCCUUUUACGAAAACGAGCCAAUUCCUGCACGGCCACAACAGUCUCGGUCCGAUGGCGGGAGAGGAGAAGGUGUGACUAUCAGCCGGCAGCAGCGGUGCCGAGGGACGACGACUGCAAUAAGCGAUUGGCGAGCGAAGACCAACAACUGCAGCAGCAGACCGUUUUGAAAAAGAAUUUCACCAAAGCAAUUGCGGAAGAAUUUCAAGAAUUUCGAUUGUUUUCAAGAAUCAGCGAAUCCUAA
Messenger RNA from Trachymyrmex cornetzi, 1249 nucleotides. It is a transcript of the gene Dh31-R, whose product is annotated as Diuretic hormone 31 Receptor. Gene Ontology annotation, molecular function: G protein-coupled peptide receptor activity. Bases 107 to 1249 code for a protein of 380 amino acids. Gene Ontology annotation, biological process: cell surface receptor signaling pathway; adenylate cyclase-modulating G protein-coupled receptor signaling pathway. The transcript has 10 exons. The record is from RefSeq and is a predicted model, not a curated record. Lineage: Eukaryota; Metazoa; Arthropoda; Insecta; Hymenoptera; Formicidae. Gene Ontology annotation, cellular component: plasma membrane.